Plasmopara halstedii is the source of this 156-nucleotide messenger RNA. RefSeq lists its product as uncharacterized. The record is from RefSeq and is a predicted model, not a curated record. Lineage: Eukaryota; Oomycota; Peronosporomycetes; Peronosporales; Peronosporaceae. The coding region runs from base 1 to 156 and encodes 51 amino acids. The transcript is spliced from 2 exons.
AUGAAGUACCCUAAACAUGGCAAAGUGUUUUAUGCAAUAAAACUUGCCUUUGUCAUUUUGCUUGGCUCUGAGCGGCUUGUAAUCCAUACCAAAACGCUCAAGGGAAGUAUUAACCGAGACGGCUCAAUGUCGUGGCGGAUGUUCUUUGGGCUAUGA